This is a messenger RNA of Solea solea (common sole), 3521 nucleotides long. RefSeq names its product procollagen-lysine, 2-oxoglutarate 5-dioxygenase 3 (gene plod3). Lineage: Eukaryota; Metazoa; Chordata; Actinopteri; Pleuronectiformes; Soleidae. The coding region runs from base 120 to 2330 and encodes 736 amino acids. Gene Ontology annotation, biological process: peptidyl-lysine hydroxylation. The record is from RefSeq and is a predicted model, not a curated record. Gene Ontology annotation, molecular function: procollagen glucosyltransferase activity; L-ascorbic acid binding; procollagen-lysine 5-dioxygenase activity. The transcript has 19 exons. Gene Ontology annotation, cellular component: endoplasmic reticulum.
GAGAUUUGAAGACAUUUAGGUGAGAAAGUCGUAGCGGAGCUGAUGGAGUGAGUGAGGACAGAAGGAGGAGAAAAAAGAGGAGAAUAAAGUGUGGACAGUUUAACGGAUAACGCAUUUAAAUGGCCGCGAUGUCUUCUUGUCUUCUUCUCUGCCUGCUGGCUCUCGCCUUUACCCGGAGCUCCGUGUCCGCCGAGCGGCGGAAGAUUAAUCCAGAAAACCUGCUGGUGAUCACCGCGGCAACAGAGGAGACAGAUGGAUUCAAACGCUUCAUGGGGACAAUCAGAGAGUUCAACUACACUUUGAAGGUGCUUGGCCUGGGGGAGGAGUGGAAGGGCGGCGACGUAGCUCGGACGGUGGGCGGAGGUCAGAAGGUCAGAUGGUUGAAGAAGGAGCUGCUCAAACACUCUGAGAAGAAAGACAUGGUCAUCAUGUUUGUGGACAGUUAUGAUGUCAUCUUUGCGUCGGGUCCAGAGGAGCUGCUCUCCAAGUUUUCCCGCCUCGGUCACCGAGUGGUUUUCUCAGCUGAGGGAUUCUGCUGGCCCGACCAGAGGCUGGCGCCCAAGUAUCCAGAGGUGCACACUGGGAAACGUUACCUCAACUCAGGAGGAUUCAUCGGCUUCGCUCCAGAACUCAGUGAGAUGGUGCAGCUGUGGAAAUACAAGGACAACGACGACGACCAGCUCUUCUACACCAAGAUUUACCUGGACAAGAAGCAGCGGACCAAGUUCAACAUGACGUUGGAUCAUCGCUCCAGAAUUUUCCAGAAUCUGAACGGAGCUGUUGAUGAAGUCGUCCUGAAGUUCGAGAGGGCAAAGGUCAGAGUGAGGAACGUCGCCUUCGACACACUUCCUGUCGUUAUCCAUGGCAACGGACCGACCAAGCUGCAGCUCAACUACCUGGGGAACUACGUCCCGACCGCUUGGACCUACGAGAACGGCUGCGGUAACUGCGAGGACAACCUGCUCUUCUUCAACGACGUACCUGACGAGGAGAUGCCUCUGGUCUACGUGGCGGUCUUCAUCGAACACGCCACUCCCUUCAUGGAGGAGUUCCUGGAGCGACUGGUGACACUCAACUACCCGAGCGCUAAGCUCCGCCUCUUCAUCCACAACAACGUCGUGUUCCAUGAACGUCACAUCCAGAGGUUCUGGCAGAGGCACAAGUCCUUGUUCCCCGACGCUCGGAUCGUUGGACCAGAGGAGAACCUGCAGGAGGACAAGGCCAGAACCAUGGCUGUUGCGGCGUGUAAGAAAGAUCCAGCGUGUGAUUAUUACUUCAGCAUCGACUCUGACGUGGCCAUAACAAACCCCGACAUGCUGAGGAUUCUGAUCGAGGAGAACAAGUCCGUCAUCGCUCCCAUGUUGUCCAAACACGGGAAGCUGUGGAGUAACUUCUGGGGAGCGUUGAAUCCUGAAGGGUACUAUUCCAGAUCUGAGGACUACAUUGAGAUCGUCCAGGGGAAGAGGAUCGGCAUGUGGAAUGUCCCUUACAUCACUCAGGUGUACCUGAUCAAAGGCAGCGUGCUUCGCUCCAAACUGGCCCUGGUGAGCCUGUACGUGAACGAGGGCAUGGACCCCGACAUGGUUUUCUGCAAGAGCAUCAGAGAUCAGGGCAUUUUCAUGUUCGUGUCGAACCGCGACGAGUUCGGUCGCCUGGUGACGUCGACCAACUUCAACACGUCCCGGCUGCACCCGGACAUGUGGCAGAUCUUUGACAACCCUACGGACUGGAAGGAGAAGUACAUCCAUGAGAACUAUUCAAAGAUCUUUGAGGAUGAGAAGAGCUUCGUGGAACAGCCCUGUCCAGAUGUUUACUGGUUUCCAGCGUUCUCAGAGAAGAUGUGUGAUCACCUGGUGGAGACCAUGGAGGAUAAUGGGGAAUGGUCCGGAGGUUCACACAAGGACGAACGUCUGGCCGGUGGUUACGAAAACGUCCCGACUGUGGACAUCCACAUGAACCAGAUCGGGUUUGAGAAGGAGUGGCUUAAGUUCCUCAAAGAAUACAUCGCUCCCGUCACAGAAAAACUCUACCCUGGAUAUUAUCCUAAGGCUCAGGCCAUCAUGAACUUCGUGGUGCGUUAUCGUCCGGACGAGCAGCCAUUUCUCCGGCCGCAUCACGACUCGUCCACCUUCACCAUCAACGUCGCACUCAACAACAAGAACAUUGAUUACGAGGGCGGAGGCUGCAGGUUCCUGCGUUACGAAUGUACGGUGGAGUCUCCGAGAAAAGGCUGGUCCUUCAUGCACCCGGGACGACUGACGCAUUAUCACGAGGGUCUUCCCACCACUAGAGGCACCAGAUACAUCAUGGUGUCGUUUGUUGACCCCUGAUCUCUGUGUGUGUCUGUGACCCAGAAUGCAUCACGUUAGCCUUUUUGUUUUUUUUGUUUUGUUUAUUUUAUGAUGUUUUUUAUUUUACUUGAACGAGUGUGGUUGUUAUUUUAGUGCGCCCUCAUGUGGUGUGAUGACGACAUAUCGGAGAUAAGGUGCGAUGAAACCGACUGCGAAGCGAUAUUUGACGUUACACGUUUUGUUUUACGUGGUAACUGGAGCGAACUUGCGCGAGUAGCACAACCCGCGACAGGACAAACAGUUCUUAUUUUGUCGUUGUGAGAAUUCGCGCAGAAUGUGGCGAUAUUGUGUCACGCUUUUGUGAUUGCGAAAUUUGUAAAAUUUUGUGUUGCGUUGCGAACUCACCACCACAGUCACUUUAUUUUCCUCCGUAGCUUCAGACGACGACAACGUUAAAAAAACAACAAAAAAUCAGUUUAAAACUUCGUAAGCAAGGUUUUCUUUUCAAUGUAAGAGUCUCUUGUUAAACACCGCGCUGCCUUAUUUCAACCUGAAUCUAUGCAAAUGAAAACACUCCAUGUGACUGUGAGUCUUCUGCUGUUACACUCUGCCGUCCUGAAGGGGGCGCCUCCCUCUUUGGUACCACUCUGACCAUAAUCGACAGCAGCAGCGCCCUCCACAGGAACGAAAGUUAUUUCCAGAGAUUUGACAGGCUCCGGUUAAAAAAAAAAAAACGCUGUUUGUGGCCGAUAUUUUAGCCAGGAUUACGUGUAAAAACAACUGGAGAAAUCAGAAAUAAACGAAAAAGAAGUACAAGUUGAAAAAGAGAGUUAAGUAUAAAAUCAUUUUAAAGAAAUUUGAGAGUAAACAAUAAAAUAUUUUUAUGUCGUUGCAGAAUUUUUGUUAGGUAAAAAAUUCCACUUAACGAUGUGUUUUUAAAAAAAGUUACGUUGAAAACUCUAAAGGCAUUUUUUGUGUUUCGUUUUCUUUUGUGUUUAGAUUUUUUUAAAUUUCCUGUUUCCGUCGUUGCGGUGUGAAACCCUUUUUUUAAAAAUGUUUUUAUUUCUUAUUUAAAACCAGGUUACACUGCCUGUAGGUGUCGCUGUGUCUCUGUUUCUGCCUCUCGACAUGGAAUCAGUAUAUUUUUCUGUGGCUUUGUACAAACUGCAUUAAAUUAUUUGUUAACGAUUGUUCGUUCGAUUGAGAUUUUAAUAAAUAAUUUUAGUGUCA